AUGGAGCUGACGCCAAGACGCCACGAGCUUCUGAGCACGUAUCUGCUGGGCAUCGGAACGCUCUUUCUCUACAUCGGUACCUCUCGUUUUUUGGCUAUCCUGACUUUCUCACUUUCAGGCUACUCGGCACAGGCGUUCAUCUCCGAGUCGGUAAUCCACAUGGUGCACGAAAAAAGUCCUGAAGUCAUCUCGCAGUACGCGGGAUACUAUGGGUGAGGCAUUGAUUUGAUUCUCUGUCGUAUGCGUAUAACUGUAAACCUUCUAAACUUAUCCUUGUCAGAAUCAAGUUUUGUGAAAAAGGAACCUUUUUUACCCUACUAGAUAUUUUUUUAAAGGUUUUUUGAUAUUGAACUAUCCAUAAUUUUUUCGUGAAGGUUUUUCCCUCUCAGACUUAAGGCUCCUUACUUUGAGAAGCUCAUGACCAAGUCUGAUUUCGCUAUAGGGUCUACGAGAGUUUACAAUGAAUGAAUUUUUCCUUCCUUACUUUUAGACAUUUAUAGUUGAUACGCAAAUGCUGUAGAGAAAAGGGAUUUUGUUUCUGUUUUGAACAGCAGCUUCACAGGACGGCUUUUCACUACGUGGCCUUCGCACUGUCGAGUCUGGUGACGCCGUCGCUGCAGCACUACGUGCAGUCCAAGUGGAUUCUGACGAUAGCCAGCGCUCUUUUCGCCGUCUAUUACUUGGGUUUCCUUCACCUCAACGCCUACUAUUUCUACGCAACUCAGGCGUUGAUGGGUCUCGCAUAUUCACGUUUGUUUCCUGAUCUUCGUUCUGUCCGAUUAUCUUCCCUCUCAGUUUUCAACAACGGAGAAGGCGCUUAUCUUUCGGAGCACUCUUCGAGAAGAACUCUGGAGUCGAACACGGGAAUCGAAACGGCCGUCGGACAUUUCAGGUUUUCAGAAGUUUAUUAUUCCUGGCUUAGGUUAAAAUUCACAAAGGCAGUAACUUUUUUCGUAUUAUGGUAAUGUCAAAAAAGUGGGUUUUUAAAAUUUUUCAAGUGUCCUAUCAACUUUUUGUAUCAUUAACCAACGCAUUUUUUUUAGCAUGUUCUUCGGCGGAAUCGCUCUGGUAGUGCUGUUCUCGGUGCUGCCGGCGGACGUUUCCACUUCGGCGACUUCCGCAGCAGUUUCCUUCUCGCAACUGCAGGUCCAGUGCAUCUACGGCACCAUGUUCGUUCUGAACGUCGUCUCCGUCUUGAUCUUCUGCUUCCUCCCCACCAAGCAGUACGACUCGAUCGCUUCCAAAUCUUCGGCACCUAUCCCAUCGUUUUCCAGUCAACUGAGUUUGACUCUCUUUGUAGCUUAAAAAAUCUUAGUUUCUUUCAGAACAAAUGUUUGUCGCUUUCAAAGCUCCCAAUAUGGUCUUACUUCUUCCUUUCUUUCUCUUCCAAGGUGAACUUGUUUCUUUCCUAUCCGCAAUAACUUUUUAAAGGUUUGUCGGUGUCGUUUCUGAUGUCCGUCUAUCCCACUACACUCACUUUCACAUCAACCUUCAGUUCGGACGUGUUCAUCAUUGGAAUUUAUUCGAUAUCCAUGGGUGUCGCAGAAGCUAUCGGUGGGUUCUCAAGACUACUGGACAAAGGAACACAUCGAACAACCCAUAAAACAAAAGCGUUGUCAAGAAUUGAUGGAUUACCGCCUUUCAAUGUCUGUCGGCUUUUUUUUUUUCUUCGUCUGUUCUUUGUGUUAUCACAAACGACGGGUAGAUUGAUUGUUUUAUGAUUGAUCGGGAUUGCAUGACAUCAAAAAAAAAAGAUUCGCGAGAAAAUCUUGCAGAGAAUGAAACAGAGUGCAAGAAGAUCAUUUUUGUUAGCAUUACUUCGAAAUUUUCUAAAAUUUACUCUCGUGUUUGGAUAAAGAUCUGUCAUUCUUCCACUUGCCCAAGUUUUUGAUUCUUAGGAUCUACAGUGCUCAACCUGUAACGAUAAACUUUGAGAAAUAACCCAUUCAAAAAAAAUAGCUGUGCAGGUAUUUGCCUUGGGGAUCUUGGUUUAGACUUUCCGAGAGAGUUUUAUCAUAUUUGUAGCAAAUUUCAAACUCUAGCGGAAUUAAAGAUCCUUGUAAGGUAUGGAAGCUGUAAUAACUAGCAGUUCAUAUGAUGCCGGUUUUUUUAACGGCUGAGUCUUUAUUUGAGUCUUUUUCCACUGUAAAAGUUCCGGAAUUCGGAUUAUCCCACUGAGAAAGUUUGAAAAAGGGACGAAUUUCAUACAGAAAUUAACCAUUCAGGAGGACUGUUUCUGCGUCCCUUGAUCAAAAAGGCCAAACAGCACGGCCUUCUGAUGACGAUCAGUGUCAACUUCCUCCUUUAUGCCGUGAUUUUGACCCUCGCCUGUCUGUCGGUACCAGACGGAGCGACUCUUGGUCCGGCAACCCAGCAGUUUGAAAUUCUCACUUCAAGGUCCAAAUCCUUCAGAACUAAUAUCGAAAACUAUAGACAUUUAGUCGCUACUUGGUCUUUAUCAUCGGCUUCCUGAUUGGGCUUUCGGACUUUUGCGUUACCAUGUCUAGGGCGGUUAUCUGCCAAGUCGCAGUUCCCGAAUGUCGCAUGCAGGUCUUCUCCCUCAGCAAACUCUACCAGGUUCUAGUCAUUUUUAAAGUACUGUUGACAUUUCCCAACCAAAAUGUUUUUUUUCAGAGUGCGGCUUCGGUUGCGGCUUUGCUUCUGACACCGUACAUGCGUCUAAGGCUGUGGGCGAGUGUCUUGGCUUGUUUCCUGCUCGUCGGAACCCUUGGCUUCGUAAUUGUUGCCAGACGGACGGCUCCUGCCAAGGCAUUUGCUGAAAAGUCGAGCUCGAGCGGUCAACUGGCCAACAAGAUUUGA
Molecule: messenger RNA, 2820 nt
Organism: Caenorhabditis auriculariae
Lineage: Eukaryota; Metazoa; Nematoda; Chromadorea; Rhabditida; Rhabditidae
Source: the annotation of a GenBank genome assembly